AGGGGUGGCGAGGCCCAGCAGGCCUCACUCAGGGUGGAGAGGGAUGGGGCCUCGGUGCCAGGCAGCGCCAGCCCAGGGGAUAAUGCGGGCAGUGCAGGAGAUGGGCGGGUGCCUGAGACCCCCCUAAGAUGGUGGAGGCCCAAGAUCAACUGGGCCUCAUUCCGGCGUCGCAAGAGGGAGGAAGAAGCAUCUAGAGCUCAGGAGGCAGACGCCGCAGGUGAUCAGAGGGUGGAGGCUGAUGCCGAUCCGAGGGCAGAGGCCAUAGCUGUCCAGGGGGCAGAGGCCCCAGUUGUGCAGAGGGCAGAGGUUGUAGAUAAUCAGAGGGCAGAGGCCCCAGCUGUCCAGGGAGCGGAGGCUGUGUCUGAUGGGGCAGAGGCUGUACCCGGUGGGGCAGAGGCCAUCCCUGAUCAGAGGGCAGAGGCUGCAAGUAAUCAGAGGGCAGAGGCCCCAAGUGUUCAGGAAACUGAAUCCUCAGCUGCCCGGAGGGCCGCAGGGGCGACCCCAGGACCUCGGACCCGGAAACAGGUCAAGACAGUGAGGUUCCAGACCCCUGGCCGCUUUGCAUGGUUGCGAAAGCGCCGGAGAGCCUUCUGGCACACUCCCCGGUUGCCGACCCUGCCCAAGAGAGUCCCCAGGGCAGGCGAGGCCAGGAGCUUCAGGGUCCUGAGGGCUGAGGCCAGAGCAGAAGCAGAGCAGGGAGAACAAGAAGCCCAGCUGUGAGGUGAGGGCAGGGGGGCCGCAGAGGACCCCGCCACCUGCCAUGGUAUUGGCCACUCAGGACGUGUCCCUGACUCUCCCGCACCUGGACAGAGAUGUUCUUUCUGUCUCCACAGUUGAAAAUGGAGAAAGAGCGAGGGCCAGGCA
This is a messenger RNA of Vicugna pacos (alpaca), 864 nucleotides long. RefSeq names its product coiled-coil domain containing 8 (gene CCDC8). Gene Ontology annotation, biological process: regulation of mitotic nuclear division; microtubule cytoskeleton organization. Lineage: Eukaryota; Metazoa; Chordata; Mammalia; Artiodactyla; Camelidae. The record is from RefSeq and is a predicted model, not a curated record. Gene Ontology annotation, cellular component: 3M complex.